This is a messenger RNA of Closterium sp. Naga37s-1, 3243 nucleotides long. The record is from the annotation of a GenBank genome assembly. Lineage: Eukaryota; Viridiplantae; Streptophyta; Zygnematophyceae; Desmidiales; Closteriaceae.
AUGGGGGGACGGAAUGGGAGGGGGGAGGAAGGGGUUGGAAUGGGUGCGGAGGGGAAAGAGAGCACAGAGGAAGGGUUAGGAAGUGGCGGAGAGGGCUCAAGCCAAGAGGGGGAGAGGCCAGAAGGGGAUGCUACUGUGCAAGCACGUAUGGAGGGUCAGAUUGGGAUAGGGGAAGACGGGGAUGGGAGGGGAGACGAUGGGAUGUUGAACGGGAUUGAGAACCAAGGUCUGCAGUUUUUCUCUGCGGUUCAGGGUCAGAUGGAACGGUUCCAGGGUCAGGUAGAGCGGUUGCAGCAGCAGAUAGAGCGGUUUCAGCAGCAGGACAUCCCGCUUGGGAUAAAAGCAGGGAAGGUGGUGGCAGCGGCAGCUGCUCUGGGGUUUACAGCAGCAGCUGGGGUGGUGGCUUUGAGGGUUCCAGAUGGGUGGGAGGAGGAGAUGGGGGAUGGGAGUUGGAAGAGGGAGAAAGAGGUGGUUGAGAAGGGGGGGAGCUGGAUGGUUGGGAGCGGGGAUGCAGGGAGGGGAGAUGGGGGGGAAGGGAGGGAGAGGAGGGAAGGGAAGGAAGAGAGCGACGGGAAGAAGGAGAAGGACAAGAAGCAGCAGCAGCAGCAGCAAGAGGAAGAGCAAAGGAAGCAGCAGCAAGAGGAGAAGGAGAAGGAGAAGGAGCAGGAGCAGGGGAAGGGGCAGGAGGAGCAGGAGAAGGGGCAGGAGCAGAGAGGAUUGGGUAGGAAGGAGAUGGGAAAAAGAGCAAGGGGAGCAGAGGUGGGGGUGAUGGUGGAAACAGAAGAAAGUGCUGUUGCUGGGGGCAGGAGGAAGGGAGGAAGAGGGGAGUUGGAAGGGAGUGAAGGUGGUGGUGAGGGAUGGAGAGGGGUGAGGAGGAAGAGGUGGGUGGGGUUGUUGGGUGGGGAUGAGGAGGACGAGGAGGGAGGUUGGGAGGGGAGAGGGGAGGCAAGGGGGUAUACAGUGGAGGGUUUCUUGGAUGUGCCAAGUGGUGGUGAUGGUGUUGUUGCCGCUUCUGCUGGUGGUGCUGCUGCUGCUUCUGCUGUUUUUGGCGGUGCAGGUAGUGUGGCUACAACGGGUGAUGGUGUGCCAAGUGGUGGUGAUGGUGUGCCAAGUGGUCGUGAUGGUGUUGUUGCCGCUUCUGCUGCUUCUGCUGCUUUCGGCGGUGCAGGUAGUAAGGCUACAACGGAUAUUGCAAUCGGUAGCAAGGGAGGAGCAGAGGAAGCAGUAGCAGGAGCAUCAAGCAAGGAAGCAGCAGAUGCUGCAGAGACCGCAGAGGAGGAAGCAGCAGGAGCAUCGAGCAAGGAGGCAGCAGUGUCUGUAGGGAAAGAAAUAGCUGCAGCAACAACUGCUCUCUUUGCAGCAGUAGCAAUGGCUCGAAUCGCCUCGGCUCUUUCAGCCGCUGCUGCUGCUUCUACUGGUUCUGGUUCUGGUUCGUCUACAGUCGCCCCUGCUAAAGAAUCAGGUGGAGAGUUUCCCACAGCUGCCUUCCCAUCACCUACACUUUCUGCUUCUGCCUCCGCCCCUCUGCCUGCUGCAUUUCCGACUGUGGACAGGAGAGAGAACAGCUCAAUUGCUCCUCCUGCUCGUGCUCCUGUGUCAGUGAGAGGCGCGGCACAACCCACAGAAGCAAAAGAGAGGGCUGGGGCAGAAAUCAGGGCUGCAGCAAAAGAGAGGUUUGCAAUGGAAGGCAGGGCUGUAGCAGAUGAGAGGACUGUAGCAGAAGGCAGGGCUGUAGCAGAUGAGAGGACUGUAGCAGAAGGCAGGGCUGUAGCAGAUGAGAGGACUGUAGCAGAAGGCAGGGCUGUAGCAGAUGAGAGGACUGUAGCAGAAGGCAGGGCUGUAGCAGAUGAGAGGACUGUAGCAGAAGGCAGGGCUGUAGCAGAUGAGAGGACUGUAGCAGAAGGCAGGGCUGUAGCAGAUGAGAGGACUGUAGCAGAAGGCAGGGCUGUAGCAGAUGAGAGGACUGUAGCAGAAGGCAGUGCUGUAGCAGAUGAGAGGACUGUAGCAGAGGGUAGGGUUUCAACACAAAGGGAGGAGCCAGAUUCAGCGAUGGACACAAGUAUGGACCGAGUAUUCAGGAACAAGGGAGAGCGCAUGGCAGACAGCUCAAACGACCCUGCUUCUCGUGCUGCCCCUGCUGCUGCCGCUGAAGGAGUCGCAGGAGGAGGCAGGGCUGUAGCAGAUAAUAGGGUUGUGUUAGGAGGCAGGGCUGUAGCAGGAAGGGAGGUGCCGGAUUCAGCAAUGGACACAAGUAUGGACCGAGUAUUCAGAAGAAACGGGCGGUGGGAGGUGGAGGCUUCUGGGGGAGGUAGAUCUGGGCGGUUGGAUGCAGGGGAGGAUUUGGGGGAGGAUGCAGGGGAGGAACCGGCGAAGAUCAUGUCGGCCGUUACGAUGCAGACGGCAGCGGCUGUGAAGCCGUCAGCCUUCGUGGGCAGCACGAGCCUGAAGGCGAGCCAGCACAAGAGACUACAGAUGGCCGCGCCCAGCCGCGCAUCCGCUGCCGGCGUGCGCUGCAGCGCCGUCCGCUCCGAGCGCCUUUGGACCCCGAAUUCCGCCGCAAACAGCGGCGAUAUCUGGUCCAUCAAGAACGAUCUGGAAGUGCCGCAGAGUCUGUUCAUGGGCGCACCGGAGGUGAUGGCGGGGCAGGGAGCGCCGCCCCCCAUGCUGCAGGAGCGCUUCCAGUCGGUCAUCUCCCAGCUCUUUCAAAACCGCAUCAUCCGGUGCGGCGGCGCGGUGGACGACGACAUGGCGAACCUCAUCGUGGCGCAGCUGCUCUACCUCGACGCCGUUGAUCCCACCAAGGAUAUCAUCAUGUAUGUCAACUCGCCGGGUGGCUCCGUGACUGCUGGCAUGGCCAUCUUUGACACCAUGCGUCACAUCCGGCCUGACGUCAGCACUGUGUGUGUCGGCCUUGCUGCCAGUAUGGGCGCUUUCCUCCUCUCAGCAGGAACAAAAGGCAAGCGCUACAGCCUGCCCAACAGCCGCAUCAUGAUCCAUCAGCCGCUGGGAGGAGCGCAGGGGCAGCAGACAGACAUUGAGAUUCAGGCGAAUGAGAUUCUGCACCACAAGGCGAACCUGAACGGUUACCUGGCGUACCACACUGGCCAAUCCUACAACCAGAUCGUUCAGGACACGGAUCGCGAUUUCUUCAUGAGUGCAACAGAGGCCAAGGAGUAUGGCUUGAUUGAUGCGGUUAUUACCAACCCCCUCAAGGCCCUCAAUGCUGCCCCAGUUGCCGCAUAA